AUGAGUAGUACUCAUAACUCAUCGUCAACACAUAAAACUAGUGGUCAUGCUCAUUAUAAGGCAACAAGAACAGUGACAGGUCCCGAUGGAAAAACACAUACUGAAACGAUCGACAUGUAUGAUGAUGAUGCGGUCAAGUUUAUGAGAGAUUUACGUUCCAAUCGUAAUGAUGUACCUGAUUUAGAUCGAUUUGAAUUUCGUCCACUGAUAAAUCCAACUAAUUUUCCGCAAUUAGAACAGCAUAAACAUCGAAAUAUACAAUCACCAAGACCAGCAUCUUCAUCAUCAUCAGCUACAGAAAUAUCGACUUCUAAACAUUCGAAUGUUGCUCAAAGUAAUAAUGAAUUUUUACAGGAAGCAUUACAACUACAUAAUGAAUUAAGACGACGUCAUGGUGUUGAACCUUUACAUUUGAAUGAUGAUCUGUCAAAAUUAGCUCAAACAUGGGCUAAUCACUUAGCAUCAACAGGAACACUUAUACAUAGUAAAACAAAAUAUCGAAAUGUAAAUGUUGGUGAAAAUCUUCGUUCUCAAUCAUGGCCAAUUACAGGUAAAGAAAUGACAGAAUCAUGGUAUAAUGAAUCUACUAAAUAUGAUUAUCAUAAUCCUUCAUAUCAACCUGGAACGGGUCAUUUUACACAAGUUGUAUGGAAAGGUUCACAAGAAGUUGGUUUUGCACAAGCACAAGGUACAUCAAUGAAUUUUGCUGUAGCUAUGUAUUAUCCACCAGGAAAUUUUAUUGGUGAUUUUGAUAGAAAUGUGUUUCCUCCACGUUAA
Molecule: messenger RNA, 777 nt
Organism: Rotaria sp. Silwood2
Lineage: Eukaryota; Metazoa; Rotifera; Eurotatoria; Philodinida; Philodinidae
Source: the annotation of a GenBank genome assembly